Messenger RNA from Pyricularia grisea, 3162 nucleotides. RefSeq lists its product as uncharacterized. Gene Ontology annotation, biological process: carbohydrate metabolic process. The coding region runs from base 1 to 3162 and encodes 1053 amino acids. The transcript has a single exon. NCBI's taxonomy places the organism in Eukaryota, Fungi, Ascomycota, Sordariomycetes, Magnaporthales, Pyriculariaceae. The record is from RefSeq and is a predicted model, not a curated record.
AUGGGUCAGCACAUCGAAUCUAUCUCCAGCCUGCGCCGGCUCUUCGGGGCUUUGUUCCUCGGAGCCGGCCUUGCCACCGGCGCAGUUGCCUCCGUAGUGCCUGCGGCUGAAAUGGCUCACACCCAUGACCACAAUCACAUACACACCCGUACCUUGCCUGGAGAUCACGGUCCCGGAGCAACUGCGCCGGUACGCCCAUUUCGGCUUGACCAAGUUCGCCUAGGAGACGGCCUUUUGCAGGAGAAGCGAGACAGGAUCAAGACCUUCCUGAGGGAAUAUGACGAGCGUCGCUUCCUGAUUCUCUUCAACAACCAGGCGGGGAGGCCGAACCCAGCUGGCCUUCCAGUGCCCGGCGGUUGGGAAGAUGGGGGCUUGCUGAGCGGACAUUGGGCAGGUCACUUCAUGACAGCACUGUCGCAGGCUUUUGCAGACCAGGGCGAGGAGGGCUACAAAGCUAAGCUCGACUGGAUGGUGAAGGAGCUGGCGGCCUGUCAAGAUGCCAUAUCUGCUCGGAUGGAUGAAGGAGACGGAGGAGGUGGCCAGCCAGAGCCGAACCCCGAGAUCGUUGGGCGUGUUCAGGGGAAAUUUGGCAAGGCCCUUCGUCUCGGCGAUACUAGACAGGCAGGAUACGUAACCCUUCCGCAGGAGACGAUAAACCAGCUUAGAGACUUCACCAUCGCAACAUGGGUGAACCUCCCGUUGGCUCAAGGUUGGAGUCGUUUGUUUGACUUUGGCCAUGACUCCACGAUCAACAUGUUCCUCACGCCUUAUGCUGGUGAUUCAAGUAGCGGGCCACGCUUUGCCAUCACAACGGGUGGCUCUGGGCAAGAGCAGCGGAUCAAUGGAAAUUCAACAAUCCCCACGGGCGAGUGGGUGCAUAUCGCAGUCACCCAGACCGGUAACACGGGUACGCUCUAUGUCAACGGGGAUGUGUCUGGUACCAAUACCGCCAUGACACUUGGACCAGUGAAUUUAGACAACCCUGGAAAUCGCUGGAUUGGCCGCUCUCAAUACGGCGACCCAUUGCUCAACGCCACCCUCGACGAGUUCCAUAUCUUCAGCCGCGCCCUCGAUGCCGCCGAAGUACAAUCUCUGCUCACCUCUACGGCAGGCUCGACGGGCGGGGGUAAUAUCGCAUGGUACAAAUUUGACGAGGAAGAAGGCGGUUCUGCAAUCACGGACUCCUCACCAAAUGCCCGAGAUGCUGGGAUUGUUGGAUCAGAAGACGACGGGUCUGGUGACGACAACUGGAUCCCAACGCACCGUGGCUAUCUCGGUGCACUUCCAGAAGACACUGUCCUGCGUCUUGGCCCGCCGCGCUGGGCUGUGUAUGGAGGCAAUCAGCAGACCAAUACCUGGGCUCCGUGGUAUACUCAACACAAGAUCAUGCGUGGACUGCUGGAUGCCUACUACAACACCAACAACUCUCAGGCCCUGGACGUUGCAACGCGCAUGGCAGAUUGGGCGCAUCUUGCACUCACCAUUGGUGACAAGAACCAUCCCGACUACAAGGGUAAUCUCACCCGAGACGACCUGAAUUAUAUGUGGGAUCUGUACAUUGCUGGGGAAUUCGGCGGUGCAAACGAAGUAUUUCCAGAGAUAUAUCAGUUGACGGGCGACCCCAAGCAUCUAGAGACUGCCAAGGCUUUUGACAACCGCGAGUCGCUCUUUGAUGCUGCCGUCAGUGAUCGUGACAUCUUGGUCGUGAGGCCACAAGACAAACCAGGUCGGAGGAGGCCCGAAAGACUCCAUGCCAAUACCCAUGUGCCACAGUUCAUCGGCUAUAUGCGCAUCUUUGAACAGGGUGGAGGCCAAGAGUACUUUGAUGCAGCCAAGAACUUUUACGGCUGGGUCGUCCCGCAUCGAGAAUUUGCCAGCGGCGGCACCGGCGGGAACUAUCCCGGAUCCAACGACAACCCUGAGAUGUUCCAAAAUAGAGGCAACAUCGCAAACGCCAUGGCCAGCAACGGGGCGGAGACGUGCACCGCGUACAACAUGCUCAAGCUCGCGAGAAAUCUAUUUCUUCACGAGCACAACGCCACCUACAUGGACACAUAUGAGAGAGGCCUAUUCAACAUGAUACCUGGGUCCAGAGCCGACACCGCAGGUAGUGUCGGCGACCCCCAGUUGACCUACUUCCAGCCCCUGACACCGGGUUCGAACCGUGAUUAUGGAAACACAGGCACCUGCUGUGGAGGAACGGGUUUGGAAAGCCAUACCAAAUAUCAGGAGACGGUUUACCUUCGGUCGGCCGAUGGAUCAGCUCUAUGGGUCAACUUGUAUGUUCCAAGCACGCUCACCUGGGAAGAGAAGGGGAUCAUGGUGAAGCAAGAGACUGCAUUUCCCAGGGGCGACACGGUAAAAUUCACUGUGACAACCACUGGCGAGCAAGGGCCUCUUGACAUCAAACUGCGCGUCCCAGCUUGGGUCCAGAAAACACCCAGCGGCUUCAACAUCACCAUCAACGGGGAGCAGCUUCAGUCUGAGGAAAAGCCCACUCCAGGUAGCUAUAUGACGGUGAGUCGCACCUGGGCCUCUGGCGACGUUGUCGAGAUCAAAAUGCCGUUUGCGGUGCGCAUCGAACGUGCUCUCGACCGGCCAGACACGCAGGCAAUCAUGUGGGGGCCGGUCCUGCUGCAGGUCCUGGGCACGCCACCCGGCGGCAGGGGCAGCUUCUGGGAGCUGUCCCUGUACAACCACCUCAAGCUGGACGGGGACUACGUCAAGGGCGGCGCCGUCGCCAGGACGGGCACCGCAGCCAACGGAGACCCGCUCUUCACGAUCGCAACCAACGCGAGCAGCCUCCCGGCGCGGCCGUACUACGUCGGCGACACGGCGCCUGCGUCCAGCUACUUUCGACGAGUGGAGCCGGUAGUAGUGUUUGGCGGCAUCGACACGGGCGUGCAGAACCGGAAGCGCAACGACGGGCUGCCGAGUUACGACAUGCCAGUCACGGGGGUUGAGUCGCCGGGAAGCGACGGGCCGACGUUUUUGGAUGUUUUGUGGGAUAGGGCGCCUUUUGCUGACCAUGAAGUCUUUGUGCGGGCCGUCGAGGAUGUCGUCGCCGACUUUGUGGGUAAGGAUAUAUACACCAAGGAAGAAGGAGAUAUCAUCACGGGGCGCGCGAGAGAGUCGGAGCAGGAACUGUUGCCCGUAGUCUGA